Molecule: messenger RNA, 2035 nt
Organism: Xiphias gladius (swordfish)
Lineage: Eukaryota; Metazoa; Chordata; Actinopteri; Istiophoriformes; Xiphiidae
Product: transmembrane protein 266-like
Exons: 11
Coding region: 285-1931 (548 amino acids)
Cellular component (GO): plasma membrane
Molecular function (GO): voltage-gated channel activity
Source: RefSeq, a predicted model, not a curated record
UGUGUAUCGUUUUCAUUUGAGGCCAGCUUCUCAGAAGCACGUGUCACACAUAGCUGUGAGGUCGAGGUGUCUCUACAUUUGAUUUUCCUGGCUGUCGCUUCCCUGAAAACUCACCCAAGGAGCAGCCCUUAAACAGUACCGUGAUGGCGGUCGCCCGAGAACAGGUUCAACAUGAUAGCAGCAUCUGCCAGGUAAAAAGGUGAACUGCAGUGCUAAAACGGGCAGAAGUGAGCGGAAACCUUGUGAUAGCCACCGCAUCGCUCCUGUCUCCAUCACCCGGCGUCAUGGCCAGUGCUGAGGAAGUGGAGCAGGCAUGUCUGUCAGACUUGGAGAUCAUCUCCCAGCCGGUGGAGGAUGAGAACCAGUGCUUGGCUCCUCCAGUCCAGCUGGUGAGUUUUGGCUACAGAGAUCUGCCCCUCGCAGCUCUAGACCUCUCGCUGGCUGGCUCACAGCUCCUUUCUAACGCAGAUGAAGACGAAAACAGAGAAGGGUCCAACUGGCUGAAGCCGUGUUGCGGUCGUCGAGUGGCCCUGUGGCAGGUCUGCCUGCUCAGCGCUGGCUUCAACUGUAUCCUGGUGGCCUGUGUUAUCCUGGUGGUGCUUUUCCUGUCUUUGGAGCUGCUCAUAGACACCAAACUCCUACAAUUUUCCAAUGCUUUCCAAUUUGCCAGCAUUAUCCACUGGAUCAGCCUCAUCAUCCUUUCACUCUUCUUUUCAGAGACUGUCUUCAGAAUUGUUGUGCUCGGUAUCUGGGACUACAUAGAAAACAAAGUUGAGGUGUUUGAUGGUGCUGUCAUCGUGCUGUCACUGGCCCCCAUGGUGGCCUCUACGGUGGCCAACGGGCCCAGCAGCCCCUGGGAUGCCAUCAGCCUCAUCAUCACCCUACGCAUCUGGAGGGUCAAAAGGAUCAUUGAUGCUUAUGUGCUACAAGUCAAAGUUGAGAUGGAACUGGAGAUCCAGCAGUGUGAGAAGACCAAGGCUGUGAGAGAGGAGCAGCUGGAGCGUCUCACUCAGAUCUGCCAGGAACAGGCUUUUGAGAUCAGGCAGCUCAGGGCCCAUCUGGCCCAGCAGGACCUGGACCUUGCAGCAGAACGUGAAGCAGCCAUGCAGAUCCACCAUGUAUGGGGCAAACAGGGCAGGAGUUUUCAGGUUGUAGAAGGCUUGACUCCUGGGGAGUCUGAUGAUGAGGGUGGCCAGAGAAACCCCAGGGAGCCCCAUAGCACUGCAGAUCCAGUUGUGCAUGAUGACAUGAACAACUACAUCAGCCAAUACUACAGUGAAGCAAGCAGGGAUGCUGGGGCCUCUGGCUUAGGCACUCGGAUCAUCACCAUGGCAGCCAUAGAUGUUCACCUCCCCACCAAUACAAAUCCUAUUCAGUCAAACCCGAUGCUUGCGAUGGAGCGGGUGGGCAGUGCUGUAAGUGACACCUCCACCAGCAUAUUACGGUCCAGUGGCAGCCUGACGGCCCGGCCCCACAGCCUGAGUAGCCACACCCCAGCAUCAUCUAUGACAGACUGCAGCAGCGGCACAGCUCAGGACCUCAGUCUGAGCUACAGCUCUCAUCGCUGCUGCCCUCCUUCCUUCUCAGGCCAAGACCCCUGCAGGGACCCCAGCAUGGUGGUGCAGGAACUACUCUCCUCCCUCUCUGAGGACUCCUGCCUUGCUCAAAAGGGCCUGGCAGUGGACCCUGUCAACCUUAAGCUUCCCAGCCCUACAGGCUCCGAAAAGGCCAGCCCUGAGCUGGACAACAGAAUAAACAUCUACAACCGCAGGAACCAAGAGGAGAGGCGUGGCCGGGGAAGGGGUUGUGUGCUGUUGCAGACCAAGCCGCUGAUCCACCUGCAGGGCAGCACCACUGAGCCAUCCCUGGAGGAGAAGUACCGGCUCCUCGGACCAGCUGACACACCUCUGGGGCACAUGCCUGAUAUAUAAACUACAUUUACACAGAAACAGAAAGUUUUUUCCCUUUUAACUGCCACCGUGUUUGGCAUAUAUCUGAACUCUUGUGGCAGGUCGAACCUCACGUGAGGGACGAC